Hymenoscyphus albidus is the source of this 1479-nucleotide messenger RNA. Lineage: Eukaryota; Fungi; Ascomycota; Leotiomycetes; Helotiales; Helotiaceae. The record is from the annotation of a GenBank genome assembly.
AUGCAAUUCUUUUAUUCGCUAAACCUCGUUUUAUUAUUUGCAGCAGCUGUUGCAGCACGGCCAAAGAUUGCAGCAAGGCAAUCAACGACUGCUAUUACCAUUGAUAUUACCAAGAAGUAUCAAACAAUGGACGGUUUCGGAUUCUCAGAAGCUUUCCAAAGAGCGAAUGUAAUAGUGAACCUCCCCGCCCAACAACAACGAGAAAUCCUUAAUCUCCUUUUCAACACCACUUCCGGUGCUGGGAUGACCAUCCUUCGCAAUGGAAUAGGCUCAUCUCCAGAUUCCAGUUCCGAUCACAUGAACUCCAUUCAACCAAAGAAUCCAGGUAGCCCUACGGCGACGCCAAAUUAUGUAUGGGAUGGAAAGGAUAGUGGUCAGUUGUUUGUCAGUGAAGAAGCGUGGAAGUAUGGUGUGCGGACGUUUUAUGCCAAUUCUUGGUCUGCACCCGGAUAUAUGAAGACGAAUGGCAAUGAGAAUAAUGGAGGGUAUCUUUGUGGUGUUAGUGGGCAGAAGUGUAAAAGCGGUGAUUGGAGACAGGCGUAUGCAAAUUACCUGGUCAAAUUGGUGCAGUUUUAUCAAAAUGAAGGAGUGACUAUUACACAUCUAGGGUUUCUGAAUGAGCCGGAGUUUAGGUUGGUUCUCAAUUUUCACCUUUACUGAUGUAUAUGACAUAGAGAGAAAACUAAGAAUUUGAUCAGUCCGAGUUAUGCGGGGAUGCUUUCAUCCGGAGCUCAAGCAGCGGAUUUCAUCAAGGUCCUCGCUCCCACGAUAGCAGCUGCCAAUCUUAGCACUACUAUUGCAUGUUGUGACUCCGAAGGUUGGGCAAAUCAAGGCACCAUGACAGCACAGAUCAAAUCCGCAAGUGCCGAGUCUCUCAUUUCGACCGUCACUUCGCAUUCCUACACCAGUUCUCCCGGAAAUCCACUCAGCACAUCUCGACGAGUAUGGCAAACGGAAAAUGCCGAUUUGAAUGGUGCCUGGCAGACUGCAUUCUAUAGUAAUGGAGGAGCGGGCGAGGGAAUGAGAUGGGCCAGCUUAAUUCAUACUGCGGUUGUGAAUGCCAACUGUUCAGCUUAUCUCUAUUGGAUUGGUGUUCAGACGGGUGCGACGAACUCGAAGCUCAUCUCUGUUUCUGGGAGUACAUAUAGUGUUUCGAAACGUCUUUGGGCUUUUGGUCAGUUUGCAAGGAGUGCGAGGCCUGGAUCGGUGAGGGUUGGAGUUAGUGGUGGGAGUGGAUUGCAGACAAGUGCUUACUUGAAUACCGAUGGGAAAUUGGCGGUGGUGGUUAUCAAUACGGGCAGUGGUGCUGUUAACGCUGCCAUUACCGUCAGUGGUGGCUUCAAAGCGAAUAGUACUCUCGGGUUCUUGACCGAUAAUAGUCACGAUAUGAGCGUGCUUACAGUUAGUGUAGGUAAUGCUGGGGUAAUCAGCGGACAAAUUCCUGGCAGAUCAAUGGCUAGUUUUGUGAUUUCGGAAUAG